Molecule: messenger RNA, 447 nt
Organism: Rotaria sp. Silwood1
Lineage: Eukaryota; Metazoa; Rotifera; Eurotatoria; Philodinida; Philodinidae
Source: the annotation of a GenBank genome assembly
AUGUCGAUUUCUUAUCAUUUUGAUCAUUUGCCACCGAAUGUGUUAACGUUGUCUGGCUAUGAUUUUUUUAUAUUCAUUCGAACUACUUUAGGUGAAUCUGAAGCAAAUUUUUUGAACAAAAUAUCAGUAAAAGCAACAUCGUCUUUCAUAUUAAUUGAAAAAUCAUUAGAUAUUUUCAAUCAAGAUAUUGAUGAUGAAGAAUUAGAUACAUUAAAAGAACAAUUAUGUUUUAAAAUGAAGAAUGAUAAAUUCCUAAUAAAACCUGGUGUUCUUUCUGGAUUUGUUUCACUGAAGGAAGCUUUAAAAGAAAAAUUAAAUCAACAAAUCAAACCUGCAACAAAAAAGAAACAACAACAAUCAAAUAAUAAUGUAUCAUCAAUCUCUUCUUUAACGUUAUCAAUACAAGAAGCAAGAACUUCUUCCUUAUCUUCAUCAGGACAUAAAUGA